UCAAGGUCGCAGAUGGUUGUGCUGCUGCUCUCCCUCCCUCUGCUCUGCAGCCUAACCAGAACCAUGCUGCUCAGAAUCAUUGUUUCUGUCUUCACUGUUGGACUCCUGAGGUUGGACUCAGAAGGAUUCACAGAUACUGGCCCAUGGCUGUGCCAGCCAGCGCCCAGGUGUGGGGACCAGACCUAUGACCCCUUGGAGCAGUGCUGUGACAAUGACACCAUCCUGCCCCUGAAUGCAACCCGGCUGUGUGUCCCCAACUGCAUCUUCUAUCCCUGCUUCCAGCACUGCUGCCUGGAGUCCCAGGGUUCUCAGAAUCAGGCAGUGGUGACAUUCAAGGUCCCAGGCAUGAAGCCCGACUGCAGGUCCUCCCCCAUCUCCAGGAUUUGUGCCCAGGAACACCACCCAACCAGCCCUCAGCCAGAUCUGACUUCAUCUAGACCACCCAGGAGAGCAGAAUCUGAUCCAAGACUCAGAACUGAAGAUGUCAACAACCCAGAAAGAGUAAUGGAAGAACACCAACAAGGCAUAUCCAAAAGUCCUCCCUCUAGCCAAAGGACCAGGACAAGGGAAGUCUAACAAGACAUACAAUUUUUGGACAAUAAUGGCUUUACUCCAGGCAAACUUCAGCAAAGGUCAGUGGAAAACCUUUCAACUCAACUGCCUGCAAGAAGGUACUCCAAAUCCCCUUGUCUUCAUCCAUAUUUCUGUUACUAUAGCAACAUCUCUGAGGCUUUUAAUGUAUAA
Messenger RNA from Sciurus carolinensis (gray squirrel), 744 nucleotides. Its product is annotated as insulin growth factor-like family member 4. Bases 13 to 576 code for a protein of 187 amino acids. The record is from RefSeq and is a predicted model, not a curated record. The transcript has 5 exons. Gene Ontology annotation, molecular function: signaling receptor binding. Lineage: Eukaryota; Metazoa; Chordata; Mammalia; Rodentia; Sciuridae.